This is a messenger RNA of Microdochium trichocladiopsis, 2640 nucleotides long. Its product is annotated as fungal-specific transcription factor domain-containing protein. Gene Ontology annotation, biological process: regulation of transcription by RNA polymerase II; DNA-templated transcription. The transcript has 2 exons. The record is from RefSeq and is a predicted model, not a curated record. Gene Ontology annotation, cellular component: chromatin. Gene Ontology annotation, molecular function: zinc ion binding; DNA-binding transcription factor activity, RNA polymerase II-specific; RNA polymerase II cis-regulatory region sequence-specific DNA binding. The annotation marks the transcript as partial. NCBI's taxonomy places the organism in Eukaryota, Fungi, Ascomycota, Sordariomycetes, Xylariales, Microdochiaceae.
GCUGCUGCCGCCGCCGCCUACAAGCGUGCCAGCCGCAAGAACGCCCCUCGCCGCUUCGCCUGUGACUGGCCUGGCUGCGACAAGAUCUACUCGCGCUCAGAGCACCUCCAGCGCCAUCUCCUCAACCACGCCCCUCGCGAGAUCUACGCCUGCGACGAGCCGGGGUGCGACCACAAGUUUGUCCGCUCAGACCUCCUCGCCCGCCACAAGAAGCGGCACUCGCCCACCUACAUUCCCCGCACCCGCAACAGCAGCGUCGUCGAAAAUGUCGCCCAGCCGUACGAGCAGCACUUUGUGCACACGCCCCAGCAGUUCACCAAUCCCUUCAGCAUGCCAGUUUAUGCCACACAGACAUCAGCUAUCCGGAACCAGAUGCCCCUGGAAGGCAUGCCUCCGGCAGCGUCGACAUAUCCCACACAUAUCCCAACCACAACCUGGGAGGAGGUGCCGCGCCAUCCCCAGCUUGAUGGCUCGUUCCUGGCUGUGCCUUCCCACACGUCGAGCCGCGAAUCCAGUCAGGCGUACUCGGCUGGCAGCUAUAUGGCUGAUCACGACUUACCCGGGCCCGCCGUUGGUCCGCGGGACGCCUCAUCAGAGGACUUUGCCGUGUGGCUGUUUGACUCGCAACAGAUCCAGAACGACCAGCGCACGUGGGCGGCGCCCCUCGUGGAAAGCGGUCUUGAGUCUGCCUUCGACAGCAAAAUACACUUCGAGCAGGACCCCGCGCGCAGACCCCAGCCUCAGCCGGACGCAUCGCAGGUCGCCGCCGUGAGCAGGGAGGCGGACAGUGCACUCUGCCCUGAGCGUAGGGACGAGCUGAUCCGGUGGAUCCAGGGUUUUCUGCAAGAGCAACCGACAUAUCAGGCGAUGAUGCCGGGACUCAUGUCGGGAGCUACCGACGGCGACAUCCCCAACAUCACUGUCGAAGUCUUGCGAGCGUGCGUGCAGCAGUUCUGGUAUUCCGUCGCGCCACGCAUGCCCAUUGUGCAUCAGCCCAGCUUUGCCUUGGGAUCAUGCCCCCCGGCACUGCUCUUGGUGAUUAUCGCCCUUGGCGCCUCGCAGAUGGAGUCGAGCAGCAGCAGCAUUCCGAUUACCCAGUACCGCGCCCUCGCCGACCUCAUCAUCACGUGUGUCCGAUGGGAGAUCCUCACGGCCGACGAGGCCUCGCCACCGAUAGAGCUCUGGGUGGCGCAGGCGCUGGUCCUGGUAGAGUUCUACGAGAAGAUGUACUCUACCAGGAAACUCCACGAGCGAGCCAACAUCUAUCACACGGCCAUGAUUACCCUGCUGCGCCGAGGAAGUCCCCUGAUCGGACAGGCGGCUGCCGAGUCACCGCCAGACGAACACCCGCCACACUAUAAUUCCGAGCAUUGGCCGUUGACGGGUGACUCCCGAGAAGCAUGGGCCCGUUGGGCCCAGACGGAGGCGAUGCACAGGGUCGUCUAUGGGGCAUUCAUGAUGGACAUUAUCCAUGCGGCCAUGUUCGGACACACGGCGGACAUGGCACCACAAGAGAUUCGUCUCCCCCUGCCGUGUGACGACCGGCUGUGGACGGCACCGACGCCACAGGCCUUCCGGCAGAUCGACGUCAACCUCAAGUCUCACGGCACGCAAAGCCCGGAGCAGUUCCUGCUCGGCCUCAAGUGCGCCAUCCACGGCAAGGACAUCAACACGCACCCCUUUGGCAGGAUGAUCAUCAUGUGCGGCCUGCUCAGCGUGGGGUGGCACCUGCGGAACCGCGAGACGCACCUGAAAUGGCUCGAGCUGCACUCGAGCUCGUCGACCACGCGGGAGCAGUGGUCGCGGAUGCUGCUGCGCGCGUUUGACGGGUGGAAGGCGAGCUUUGACCGGACACUGAGCUUCCCCGACGCGGCGUUACAGGCACCGCCGCACAGCGGGGGGUCCCGGGGGGGAGGGGCGGCGGCGGCGUCGCAGGCCAACGGGCUGAUUGAGAGCGCGGCGCUGCUGUACCACCUCGCGCGGCUCAGCCUGUACGCCAACAUUGUCGACUGCCAGGUGUACGCUGGAGCGAAGCGGGUGCUGGGGCGCAAGAUCUCGGCCCAGGAAUACGGCAACGUGGUGUCCAGGAUGCACCGGUGGGCGACUCAGCCAUCGACACGCCUCGCGGUGCUGCACUCGUUCAAGCUGCUGCGCAGGGUGCUCCUGGCGGACGACCGCAGGCCAUCGGUGAGCGCCGAGCACCCGCUGACAAACGAUUACGCCGCCGUCCCGACGGGCUCGCUGUACUCAUGCUUUGGCGACACGGAUCCGCACCGGCCGUGGUGCAUCUACUAUGCGACUCUGUGCAUCUGGACAUAUGUCCAGGCGCAGCCUCCACGGGACACCCAGAACAGCAAUAACAACAACAGCAACUUGACACCUUCAGGCGCUACAGCUGGCCACGCGCGGCCGCGAUCCCGGGCGUGGCGAGCACCGACAAGCGCGGCGCCGGGCCAGGGAGCGAUUGAGUACCUCAGCCGGAUGGCGGCGCUGCACGACCUGGACCCGGACACGACGGGACAAAGCCUUGCCGAGGGUCUGCCGGAGCUGCUGGACCUGGUGAUGAGCGUGCUGGCCGAGGCGCGGUCCGAGAUCCUGCGCGAGGCGCAUCACCGGCUUGUCGUGUGUCGGGAGACGCUG